Molecule: messenger RNA, 995 nt
Organism: Nicotiana tabacum (common tobacco)
Lineage: Eukaryota; Viridiplantae; Streptophyta; Magnoliopsida; Solanales; Solanaceae
Source: RefSeq, a predicted model, not a curated record
CUAUGAUUAUUCGGGAUAUGGCGGAUCAUCGGGUAAGCCAUCGGAGUUCAAUACGUACUAUGACAUUGAAGCUGUCUAUAAUUGUUUGAAGAGCGAAUACGGCAUUAAGCAGGAGGAUAUUAUUUUGUACGGACAAUCUGUUGGCAGCGGGCCAACACUACACUUGGCAUCUCGCUUACAGAGGUUAAGAGCCAUUGUUCUUCAUAGUGCUAUACUUUCAGGAAUACGAGUUCUAUAUCCUGUAAAGAUGACAUUCUGGUUUGACAUUUUCAAAAAUAUAGACAAAAUACAAAAAGUCAGCUGCCCAGUUUUAGUGAUCCAUGGUACAGCUGAUGAGGUUGUUGAUUUUUCACAUGGUAAGCGUUUGUGGGAGCUCGCCAAAGAUAAAUAUGAUCCGUUAUGGGUCGAAGGUGGAGGACAUUGUAAUCUAGAGACAUUUCCUGAGUACAUUAAGCACUUGCGCAAAUUCGUUAAUGCAAUGGAGAAACACUCGUUUUCUAAACGAAACAAGGCACGCCUUUCUCAAGCCCCAAGUAUAACCGAAUCCAAACACAACAGAUGCUUAAGAUUUGGAAAGAGAUGAAAUGAUUUGUUCUAGUUAUUACUAAGAAGUGUUGCACAGGAAUUAGCUGCUUUUUCGCGGAAAUAGAAAAGGUUCGCGUUUAUUGCAGCAACAUAACUGAUUCAAGAACUGGCUGUUUUUACACCGAUGUUACCAACUCAAGAUUCUGCUGCUGAGCUUGUUUCAUCAUUUGCUAAAGAUUGAGGUAACGCGAGUAAGAUUUAGUCAGUUCGUUACAGAUUGCUGCUCACUUGAUUAGUUUAUGUGUUGGACAAGAUCAGUUGACUUGUCUGCUAAUGUAACAGUGUGUAUUAUCCCCAGAAAAGAUUAUGGUUAGACUUGAAUCAACUCUCUGUACAUUAGGAAUCUCAGUGUUUUAUGUAGAGACCACUACCUUUUCUUGGCAAUAGAGAUGCAAAUUUAUUUGCUUGUA